AAAGGCGUUUUUACUACGCCGUGUAAUUACGAAAACGUCUAUAUUGAAGGGAAAGAGACCAAAAGGAUGACAAUAAGAACAAACAGCCCAUCCCUGCUGAAUCUUCAGCUUCAGGACAUAGUGUACCAUAACACGGAAUUUGACACCAACAUAUUUGAAAAAGGAACUGUCGAAGAAAGGGUCACUGUGAUUGUUAAAACGUUUCUUCGGUACCAAAAGGCAAAAUCUGCGAUUUACUCUAUCAAGAGAUUGUAUCCAAAUACAAGAAUCGUUAUUGCUGACGACACUCCCCCGACGAACUUUACAAACCUGCAAGGUAGCAACAUGGAUCACUUUAGAAUGCCAGGCUUCACUGGCUACUUUGCGGGAAGGAAUCUAGGACUGUCUCAAGUCUGGACUGAGUACUUUCUCUACAUGGAUGACGACCUUUUUUUUACCAAUGGAACAAGGCUGGAUGUCCUUGUCUCAUUUUUGGACAAGACUAAUUUUCACUUGGUAGGUGAGCAACGCCAUUAUCAGGAGAUAAAAGGUUUUCCGGGUUGUUUUGUUGCUGAUCUCGUCCCGAAUUUUUUUCUUGGUUCCACCCAUGAAGUUAAAUCUAUCGGAUUCGACCCACACCCAGCCCUGUCCCGUGUUGGGCAUUACGCUUUCUUCCUCUCUGCACUGGGGAGAAUCCGGAUUGCCUUCUGUACUACUGUGGAAUUCGGACACAACAAGACAACAACAGAAGCUGACGCAGCAUAUAGGAGCUUUCGCUAUGUCGGCCCAGAGUAUUAUAAGAUGAGGGGCCAUCACGAGUUAUUUAAAUAUAAUUUUGCUUGUUAGUCAGAAAUGUUAUUAAUAUUCUUGCUCAUUAUUACGUAACCUUAACUUUGCUAAUCGUAAGAACA
Branchiostoma belcheri (Belcher's lancelet) is the source of this 890-nucleotide messenger RNA. Its product is annotated as beta-1,4 N-acetylgalactosaminyltransferase 1-like. Lineage: Eukaryota; Metazoa; Chordata; Leptocardii; Amphioxiformes; Branchiostomatidae. The transcript is spliced from 6 exons. The record is from RefSeq and is a predicted model, not a curated record. The annotation marks the transcript as partial.